UACAACCGCUGCCCUUGAUCUCCUCCCAGUAACAACCAGCAUCCAGCGCCUCUUUCAGCUGGACCGGACUUCCUGUUCCGCUCACUGGGUCCAUCAAGCACUCGCCUGGGGAUUGAAGCAAACGCCUUUGAAUGCCUCAUUAGUGUCAGCAGGUGGCCCACAUUGAAAAGGAUCUCGUCCCGCAGAGAGCGGACACACUCCUCAAAGUGCUCCCCGUCCUUAUCUGCGUCUCUACAAGACCAAACCCAAGGUUUAGCCAUUCCUUUUUAUCCCGGUCUGGGAUCUUCUCACCUGAAGUCGACCCACAGCAGGCCGGCCGUGAUGAGCCCCAGCCAUUCGCUGGCCUCCCAGUCCUGGGCCAGCAUGACGGGGACCACGGCCACCCCCCUGCUGUCGGCGUAGUUCAGCUCCUUCUUGCAGCUGCGAGAUGCCUGGUAGGCCGGCGUCAUGAAGGGACAAAUGACGGCCGCCUUCUCCACGGCCGCCGCCAUCCUGAAGUGGAAGGACGACACAAGCCCCGGGCUACUAGGUCGGCCAUCUUCUCAGUGGAUGUCCUCAGUGCACCGUGACGUCUGGCAGCGUAAUCGCCCUCCUGCCGUCCUAAUUACCAGACACACACACACACACAGAUGGAGUGUGUCAGUGCUAUGACACGUUAGCCAAAGCUCUGCUAGAAAGGCUGAAGAGCAGCUGUAGAUGUGCCAUGGAGAUGAAGAAAGGUGCAUGGAGGACAGGUGUGUCUGAAGAGGACGUCCUACCCGCCAGCAGGUAGCGUGAUUUGAUCUUUUUGCCACUGCAGCUUCCAAAAAACCAAAGUUGAGGAAUGUACCGGCAUAGCUUGGCCAGGCUGGUCUUGGCGCUGCUUUGCGCCCACUCCCUCGCCCACUCACUCACCCACCUGUUCAACCUGACGCUCUCCGUCAAAGAAGGCCUACCCGUUAAAACCAUCGUCGGGGACCUGGCGGCAGGUCUGAGCGGUCCCAGCACCGGCUUCUUCAUCUCGGAAAGCCGGGACUCGUACGUCUUCCGAGAUCUGGAAAUCGACCCGGACACCGGGAUCAUCUCCACGGCAGUGGUCCUGGACCGCGAGACCAGGGGACGGUACGACUUUGUGGCGGCCACCCUCACAGGGGAGAUGAUCAGAGUGAGGCUGGAGGUGGAGGAUAUCAACGAUCAUUCUCCGGCAUUCCCCUCGGAGGAGGUGGACUUGGAAGUGUCGGAGCUGAGUCCACCCGGAAGCUGCUUUCACCUCGAAGGAGCUCGGGAUCAGGAUGAGGGUGACUUUGGUACCCAAGGGUACAGAAUCCGAGAGGCUGAGAUGGGGGGGACCUUCCAACUGGAGCAGCGAGGUGGUGCUACUGCAGACCAUCUCGGUCUGGAUUUGGUCCUCCUGAGCAAAGUUGACAGAGAAGCUCGGGAUUUGUACUCCCUGACCAUCGAGGCCUUCGAUGGCGGCAUCCCAGCCCGGACCGGGACACUUCGGGUCAACAUCCUCGUCUCGGACGAGAACGACAACCCGCCUGUGUUUAACCAGACUGAGUAUCGUGCAUCUGUAUCAGAAAAUGCUCCGGUGGGAUCGUCUGUGUGCCGGGUCCACGCCACCGACCUGGACCUUGGAGACAAUGCCAGAAUCACCUACGAGAUCAACCGGCGGCAAAGUGACCCCAACCACUUCUUCUCUGUCGAUCAAACCACCGGAGUGGUUCAUCUCAGCAAAGCGCUGGAUUUUGAAGAGCAAGGUUUCCACGAGCUGAUGGUCACCGCCAGAGACAACGGCGCACAACCGGAGUCCAGCAGGACGUUUGUGGUGGUGAAGGUGCUAAACGUCAACGACCACAGCCCCUCCAUCAGCGUCCUGUUCCUCAGCGAGACGGGCGAGGCUGUGGUGUCGGAGGAUGCUGGAAUAGGAGACUAUGUUGCAAGGAUUUCCGUGUCAGACCCGGACCUCCAUGGAGAGAGGGUCUCUGUGGCCCUCCAGGGCGGCGAUGGGAAGUUCACCUUGAAGCAGACUGAUGACUUCCUGUUUGCUUUGUGUGUGGACGCAGAGCUGGACAGGGAAGACCGGGAUCUUUACCAACUGAAAGUCCAUGCCUCCGAUCUAGGGAGCCCCCCUCUGAGCAGUGAGACGGUCCUUGUCAUUAAGGUGUCUGACGCCAACGAUUGCCCCCCUGUCUUCAUGAAGGACAUCUUCAUUGUCCGCAUCACAGAAGAUGCUCCAAAGGGGACUUCCCUCAUCAGGAUGCAGGCUCAGGACAACGACCAAGGCGUCAACGCAGACGUCAACUACUCCAUCCUCAAAUCGGACCGGGACAGCCUGGUGAGCAUCGACGCCUGGUCCGGUCUGGUCACCACAGCAGGACCCCUGGACAGGGAGAUCCAGGCGGAGGUGUGGUUUCUGGUGGUGGCGGCGGACCAAGGGGAAGCGGCUCUGUCGUCCACCGCUACCGUCACCCUGCUCCUGGAGGAUGUCAACGACAACGAGCCUGUAUUCCCGCAGGGACUCUACAACAUGAGCGUCCCCGAGCACAGUCCACCUGGAAGCUGCUUUUUACAAGUUGUGGCCGAAGACGCAGACAGUCCAGAGUUCGGUACGCUGGUCUACUCUCUGUCUGACCAGAACCAGCUCUUCCACAUUGACCCGCACACUGGAGAUCUGUGUGUCUCCCAGGACAUCGACAGAGACGUUGGACAGACAUCCCAUGACAUCCUGGUCACAGCUGAGGACCCGGGAGGCCUGAGCGCACAAACCUACGUGCAUGUGGACGUGGAAGACCUCAACGACAACACUCCGGUGUUCAACCCCAAGGAGUACACCACCAGCAUCAGCAGCCACGCUCAGCCCGACACCGAAAUCCUCAACGUCAUUGCCACCGACACCGACUCGGGGCGCUUCGGCACCGUCACUUACGCCGUCCUGCCUGGUGACCUGUCCGCCUUGUUUGCCGUCCAUCCCCACGCGGGCAUGCUUUACCUGACGUCCCCUCUCACCCACCUGGGGGGUGCCAGCGUCAAGCUCGCCAUCACGGCGCAGGACGGAGGCGGCUUGAACUCGCCCCGACCGGCGGAGGUGACCGUUCACAUUUUAUCCAGCGCUCAGGCUCCGCCCGUGUUCCAGAGAUCACGCUACAACUUCAGCGUGCCCGAGGACGCCCCCCCGGGCACCAUCGUGGGGACUGUGCGGGCCACCGGUCCCACGGGUAAUGCAGCCUCUGUCGAGUCGGUAUCCUACAGAAUCUCCUCUGGCGACCCUCAGGGUUUGUUUGGCAUCCACGCCACGUCGGGCCAGAUCAUCAGCAUCAAAGCUCUGGACCACGAGUCGCUGCCCUGCGCUCUGCUCUUCCUUCAGGCCUACACUGACUCCUCCCCCAUUUACAGCACCACCCAAGUCAACAUCACCGUCACGGAUGUCAACGACGUGGCCCCCGUCUUCCUGAAGCCGAGGGACGCCAUCACGGUGUCCCAAAACACGCCCCCGGGGACGGUGCUGUUCAUCGCUCACAUUCACGACUAUGACAGUGGCGCCAAUGGGAGGGUGUCAUACCGCCUCCAAGGUCGGAGCUCCAGUGGCGCCUUUGUGGUUGAUCCCAACCUGGGAACCCUCACCUUGAACCAAAGUCUACAGGGGGAUCCUCGGCAAAAGUACGACCUGGACAUCGUGGCCGAGGAUCAAGGAGAUCCUCCUCUGAGCUCCACGCUGACGCUCACCGUUAACGUCGACCGCACCGCUUCCUCAGAUAGCCUCGCCUUCGAGACGCUGGUCUACCAGGUGGAGAUAGGCGAGGGCUACCGCCAGGACUCCAGGGUCAUCCAGGUCAGGGCGCACCCGAGCCGAGGCCCCUCCCAUUUGGCCGUCACUUACUCCUUGGCGGAACAUGAGGCAUUCCAUCCUGCUCCCUUCCGGAUCCAUCCCAAGACUGGUUGGUUGUAUCUCUCGGACAAUCUGGACUACGAGACGGAAUCUAAAUAUAGUUUUGGAGUGUUAGCCACCGCGAUGGACAUGAACGCCACGGCCACGGUCAACGUUCUGGUUCUGGAUAUCAACGACAACACUCCGCAAUUCAGCAGGGAUGUGUACUACUUCACGCUAUCAGAGGGACCGACCCCCCGAGGCCUGGUGGGACAAGUCAAGGCCACGGAUAAGGACUCUGGGAAAAACGCCCAGCUGUCCCACAUCCUGCUAUCGGAUGGCAAGUUUUUCCGCAUCAACGAUAAAACAGGUGAGAUCAUCACCUGGGUGGCGUUGGAUCGGGAGCAGCACAACCAGCACACCCUCAAAGUGAUGGUUACGGACCAGGGAAGUCCUCGUCUCAACGCCACCGCCACCGUCCACAUCCUGGUCACGGACAUUAAUGACAACGCACCGCAGUUUAUGCACCUUCCUGCUAGCAAGGAGCGCAAUGUUCAGAUAUUGGCUGGUGUACCGUCGGGAUCGUUGGUGACAACCAUCUUUGCUAAAGACUCCGAUGCGGGAGAAAACGGGACUGUGUCUUUUACGCUGAUUACCCUUGGCGUCCAAGGUCAACGUUUGGGACAUUUCGUGAUUGACAGUAAAAGCGGCGACAUCAGGACAACGUCACUUUUCCAGCGCAACAUGGAAGCGGCUUACACCCUGAAAGUGACUGCUCGUGACGGCGGGAGAUCACCGCUAGAGGCCGUUGCACUCGUCCAUGUUCAGGUCUAUGGAGACCAGGCCCAGUUUGGACAUUCCGAGUCACCAGUCGUGAGAUGUCUCUCGGUGAGAGAAGACACGCCGCCGGCCACCGUCAUCGGCUCAGCCAGCAUCUGGCGUGAAGGGAAAUUCCACUAUUCCAUCACAGAAGGAGACGGGAGCGUCCACUUUGGCAUUGACAGCGAGUCAGGGGACAUCUACGUCCGCCAGCCUCUGGACUACGAGACAGUUGUGCAGUUCACGUUCACGGUUCUUGCCGAGGACGAGUACGGGACGGGGAACGUGACGGUACAGAUGUUUGUGACGGUGGACGACGUGAACGACCACCCCCCCUGGUUCCCGGAUGAGCUGGUGACAUUUGCUUUAAGAGAAGACGCCGCUAUCGGUUCGCCGGCGUUUGCCUUUCAUGCACGGGACGCCGACGGGACAUACGCUAACAGUGCCCUCCGCUACUCCUUAACCUUUCACCCAGGCCUCAGGUGGGGGUCUUAUGGCUUCCCCUUUCAAUUGAACCCCCACACCGGGAUCUUAACCGUGGCGGCGCUGUUGGACCGCGAGAUGACCCCCGCCUACGCCUUCACGGUGACUGCCAGCAACCAAUCCGAGAGUCAGGAUGAGCGGAGACUUACAUCAGUGACAGCUCGGGUUUUUCUGCUGGACGUCAAUGACGAGCGGCCCGCGUUUGUGUCGCCGGAGGCGGUCCAGGUGAUGGAGGACGCGGCGGUCGGGAGUCGCGUGCAUCAUUUUGUGGCCACGGACGGAGACGAAUGGGACAACGGACUUGUCUCCUUCGUCAUCCUGGCUGGGAAUACUGAGGGCUUAUUCUCUCUGGAGGAGGACACUGGCCUCCUGCGGCUCUCGGCACCGUUGGACUUUGAGACGGAGCGUUUCCACCGGCUGACGGUGGGGGCCCUGGACCGCGGCCGGCCUGCGCUCUCAUCCACCCAGACACUGACGGUGGACGUGGUGGACGUCAACGACCAAACGCCCGUCUUCAGUAGGGACGUCUACGCCGCCAGCGUGUCGGAGAACAGGGAGCCUGGAGAAGCGGUGGUCAGGGUGUCCGCCACUGACCAGGAUUCAGAGGAGAACGCCGUGGUGUGGUACAGUCUCCUGCCUGGACCGGGCUACGAGUUCUUCAGCAUCAAUCCGUACAGCGGACUCAUCAGCACCUCCUCCUUCCUGGACAGAGAGCAGCAGCAGCAGCAGUUCACUCUCAGAGUCCAGGCUCGGGACAGCAGCCCCCGGCCCCUAUCGGGUACCGCCACGGUGCACUGCUCCGUGCUGGAUGACAACGACAACCCCCCGGAUUUCACACAGUCCUCCUUCCAGAUCAGCUUGCCGGAAAACCUGCCCCCCGGGGUGGUUCACACUGCUCAGGCCUUCGACCCGGACCAAGGAGAGAACGGCACCAUUCACUACUCCAUACAAGGCGAUGACUACAGAGGUGUCUUCGCUAUCGACAGCCGCUCGGGCGUGGUCAGGACCAUGCAGGUCCUGGACCGUGAGGACAAGCAGAACUACACGCUGACCAUAAAGGCCCAUGAUGGUGGCAGCAGCCCUCUCAGCUCCACCACGCAGCUCCAGCUGGUUCUCCUGGACCACAACGAUAACACCCCCACCUUCACCCGCAGGAGCUACCACGCCUCCAUCCGCGAGGAUCUCCCAGCCGGGGUCCAGGUCCUGAGCGUCACCGCCCUGGACCCCGACGAGGCGUCCAACGGGGAUGUUGCCUACUCGCUAGCAGAGGACAGCAGCCGGGGCGCCUUCUCCGUCGAAGCGUCCACGGGCGUAAUCCGGACCACGCGGGCGCUGGACCGAGAGAGGGGGGCCUUGUUCAGCCUGAGGGUGAUGGCGACAGACGGCUGCACCCGAGGACCACUCAGCUCCUUUGCGUCAGUCACCGUGCAAAUGGAGGACGUCAACGACAACGCGCCCGUUUGUGAGCGGAAUCCCAUCAACGCUUUCAUCUCCAGCGGGACACUUCCAAACCAUGUCAUCACCACGGUGACGGCCAAGGACACGGACCACGGGGCGAAUGGGACCAUCAGGUUCUCCCUCUCAGAUGAUGAGAACCUCUUCGACAUCAACAGCGAGUCAGGAGAAAUUUCACUCAGACGACGGGUGAGGGCGGGUUUGUCCGUCAGGAAGCUUCAGGUACAGGUGUCAGACAGAGGACUUCCUGCUUUGACCUCCAGCUGCUUGGUCUUUGUCCGACUGAAAGGACAACCUGAGGGUCUGCAGUUCACACACGAGGUGUACAACGCUACUAUCCAGGAGAACAGCAGGGCGGGCACGUGGAUCACAACAGUCGAUGCCAGCGACCCGACCAGCAGCAGACAAGGAAUAUCGUACGCCAUAGUCAGCGGCGAUGGCGUCUUUUCCAUCGACCGCCACACAGGUGAGGUCCGAGUGCAGAAGGACCAAGUGCUGGACUUUGAGCACAGCCCUCAAAUGGAGCUGGUGGUCCUGGCGGACGACGGGGUUCAGACGGCUCACUGCAAGGUGGUCGUCAGUCUACAGGACUCCAACGACAACGCCCCUCUGUUUGAACAGGGCGCCUACAGAGCCGCUGUGUGGGAGGGGCAAGCGCGCAACACCUACAUCAUGCAGGUGUUUGCCUCCGAUGCCGACAGCGGGAUAAACGGAGAGGUAGAAUUUUCAAUCGUGUCUGGGGACCAUAAUGACGCUUUCAUCUUGGACUCCGUUCGUGGGAUACUGGCUACCGACGCGCUGCUGGACCGGGAGAUCACGCCAUGCUACGAGCUGGUGGUCCAGGCCACAGACAGAGGAAGUCCUCCGCUCAGCAGUAGCACCACCAUCAGGGUCCAAGUGGUGGACAUCAAUGACAACAACCCCGCCAUCCCCCCCAUGGAACCUGCGCUGGUGGCCGAGAAUCUUCCCGCAGGUUCUGUGGUCACCCGGGUGACGGCCAACGACGUGGACCUGAACUCCACCAUCGUCUACAGCUUCUCCCACAGCACCUACACCCACGGCCCCUUCGCCGUGGACCCCUACACCGGCACCGUCACCCUGACUCAAGCCCUGGACUUUGAGGCGGACAACACUGAGUACAACCUGACCGUCUGGGCGUCCGACUCCCUCCACCAGACAUCCGCAGAGGUCCGAGUUCAAGUGCUGGACGUCAACGACCAUGCACCUGUCUUCGCACAGAUGUCAUACCAGGUGGACUUGUCUGAACUGGUUCCAGAGGACUCCUUUGUGGUGAAUGUGUCAGCCACCGACAGAGACUCGGGACUCAACGGCAAAGUGGCCUACAGGCUGCUCUCGUCUCCUUUACAAGGCUUUUACAUCAACGCAGAUACCGGAUCCAUUUUCACCAGCAAGCCAAUGGAGUCCAACAGCAACCACGUGCAUCUUCUCGUUGAAGCCCGAGACAGCGGAGACCCAGUACGCUCCACCAUCACCUCCAUCGAUGUGCUCAUCGUGGACGCCAAUGACCACGCCCCUCUAUUCCAUCAGGACGUCUACACCAUCAGCGUCUCGGAGGACACGCCCACCGGUGCCACGCUUCUGACGCUCUUUGCCUCAGACCAAGAUUGUAGCCCUGAGAAUACGUACUUGGACUAUGCCAUCACAAAGGGAAACACAGGGAAGCCAUUUUGUCUCCAAGUCAAAGCAACGCAAACGGAGAAUCAGAUGAAAAAUGUUGGCAAACUGGUUCUGUGCGGUUCGUUAGACCACGAGACCACAGAGAGUUACUUUCUCACGGUGAGCGUGUCCGACCGUGGAACGCCAGCGCUGAACAGCUCCGCCAUCGUCAGGGUGACCGUCACAGACUCCAACGACAACGCCCCGGUCUUUUCCAGCACCGAGUACCACGCACGGGUCAGUGAAAGCAGCCCCAUGGGCGCCAGCGUUGUCCAGGUCCGCGCCCAAGAUCCGGAUUUGGGAAUCAACGGUUUUCUGCGUUACGACAUCGUCUCAGGGGACAGCAGAGGACGCCUCAGGCUGGACACUCGGUCUGGGCUUUUGGUGGUCAACAGCUCGCUGGACUACGAGGAAGACUCCGAGUACACACUCACGAUCCGGGCGUGUGACGGCGGGGAAUCAUCCGAAGAUCGCAAAGUGGCUUUUACCGUGGUUUUUAUCACGGUUCUGGACGAGAACGACAACAGUCCCUACUUCCUGUUCUCCACUUUGAACUGCUCUGUGCUGGAAAACCUGCCCGUGUUUACGCACGUAUGUUCAGUCCACGCUGUCGACAACGACCUUGGCCCCUACGGGCGGCUUACUUACUCCAUCCUGUCUUCCUGCUUCACUGACUUUGGAGACAGGAAGGAGGCGUUCGCCAUCGAUCCCCACACGGGCCACGUUCAUACCAGGCAGACUUUUGAUUAUGAACACGAGCGCGAGUACUGCUUUGUGGCGGAAGCCAGGGACAAAGGCGACAAGGCGGCUACGGUGCGAGUGCACAUCUCCAUCAAGGGCGUGGACGAGUUCAGUCCCGUUUUCACCCAGAAGCAGUACCGCUUCCCUUUCCCAAAAGACGCCAAGACCAGAGAAACGGUUGGCUUUGUGAUGGCCACGGACCAUGAUGGAGGAGUGGACGGGGUGGUGGAGUACUCCCUCGUGAACCCACCGCCGUUCUUUUCCAUUAACAAAACAAUCGGUGCUAUCUAUGUGUCAGGAAAUGUAGUCCGCAGGUGGGGCGUCCACAGAGGUGACGAUGAGCUGGAACUGCUGGUUUUGGCCGGUAGUCCCCGACUCGGCUCCAGGACUACUUCCUGUCAGGUUUUUGUCAACAUCUCCACCUCGGCUGAGGUGCUUGUCGGGGUUCCUCUUGAUGGACAUGUGCUCAGUCUGAGUGUCUCACUGGCCAUAUUCCUGCUCUUCCUCGUCAUCUUCGUCACCUUGGUUCUCAGAUCCAAAAUAAAAAAGUCAGCUUCCGUGACAUCAAACACGAAGCGCAGCUCGUUUGGACGAUCGGACUGCGCCAUCUCUCUGCAGGGGAUGAAACCCAGCAUCUUGGUGAGCAAGUGUGGCGCGGCAAACCGCUACACCCCGUCAAACUCAAGCGGCCGUGGAUCGGCGGAAGGAGAGACGGCUGAAGACCAGGAGAUCAAGUGGAUCAACGAGUACCCCUCAGAGAACCCGGACUCGGCCUUACCUGGGGACACCAUGUCCUGCCAGUCUGUUGGUGUAGAUCCACAACAUAUUUUAUCAGUGACUUUUGUCUCAGGGGGGGCCAGCACUGAAGGCCUCCACCACUUUCAAGAGGAGGGAGGAAGUGAGGGACUACUUCCUGCAACAAUAAGGGGGCGGGAUCUGGAGGGAAUAAGGGAGAAUGUUGUUCUUUCUGAGGCUCUUGCAUCUUCAGAGUCCCUGUCCUCACUUUUGCAUCCGGAUGAGCGUCUGGAAGGGGGCUACACUUGGGACUACCUGCUGGACUGGGAGCCACGCUUCCAGAAUCUGGCCUCCGUCUUCACGGACUUAGGGAUGCUCCUGGAUGAGGAUCUUCAAGGUGGCCGCGAGGACUUGGCAACGGACAUCCACGGUCCCAUGCACCCGCCGCCGCUCAUAACGUCCGUGGCUCAGCCCGGCAUCAGGACCGUACCGCCGCGAAAACCACAUUGUGUGCCGAGCUUAGGGAGGCGGCCCUCCUACCCCAGAUAUGCUUACUCCCCGUUGGCGAGGAACACGGGACUCACCCCGACGGCCAUGACUCCCACGUUCUCCCCUUCGCUGUCGUCACUCACAAUCAGGACGCCCACCGUCUCGCCGGUGGUCUCGGACACCGGGGUCGGGGGUAUCAGACUUGACUCGGGGCCACUGACUGCAAGUCUCCUGGAGGCAGAAAUACAAGUAUAAGCAAAGGCUUGGACUGUGAUCCCCGGACCAAGGGUACCCGCCCAGACCCCGGAUACCGGCGCCUCACCUUGGAAAGGAUCACAGACAAUCAGGUGCCUCGUGGGUGGGGUUCUACUCAUGGAGCCUAGACUGAAGAGUCAAACGGGUCCCCACCACCCCUGGGGCCUGGGCGGUUGUCAUCAUACUGUAUGUAGUACUGUAGCUAAAACAACAAUUUUACAACGUUUCUUGUUCUUGACUUUUAAUCAGCAUUCCUUCGUGUUCUGUUCAACUUAUCUUGGUGUCAUUCCUCGGCCUUGAUAUACGCCUCUCUUAAAAGGAUGGCAAUAAAACAAAUCAUAUUUGACGUCCAAUAUACGUUUGAAAUAACGCGUAGCAGAUGUACUGUAGUACAUCAUGGAGUACACAGCAUUUCAUCAUAGUGCACAAAAUGAAACACGUUAUGUGCUUGCUUUUUGCCCUUUUUUAUCUGUGCUAGGAUUAUUAUAUUAUGAUUAUUAAUCGAAUGAUUUAGGCGAUGUUGAUCAUGCCGUGGCGUGUGCCGACUACCGACGUUAUGACGUGUUUUAUGGCACAUGAAGAUUUCUUCAUCAGAAACAAAUUGUGUUAAGCCGCAUGCUGUAAGUGGAAGCUGUUUUUCCAAGUCUGCGCUCUAAUGGAAGCAUGAUGGGAUGCUGGAGGUUCCAAAGCAAAUGUGCUCCUCCUCAGGGAACGCCAGGAAGGAUCCGGAGGUCUCCAUCAGAUGUUUCCAGCAGAGAUAAUAAACAGUGCGGCGCUGACCCUUGCCAUGCGUGCCAUCACCCAGAGCUCCCAGGACCAUGGAGGAGAUCUCUCAGCGGAUCAGGUGAGCUGGCUAAACAAGCUUCCCCAGCACAGCGAGUUAAAAAGCACCACUUCUGAAAAAUCAACACCUGGAGUGUAAGUGCUUCCAAUCCAAAGAAAAAAUACAUUAAGACGCUUAAUCCACAAAGUUCACGGCCCCUUUGUGCCCUGAAAGCUUUUUAUCUGCUGUCUGACAUUUGCUGACACAAUACUGUACAGGCGUAGUCAAAGAUCCUCUACGACAGGAGCGCAGGGGGCGCCGUGUAAGGGGGGAGGCAGCUAAGUGCCCCCGCACUGACAGGGGCCUCACAAAAUAAAACAGCAGUGGUGACAACAGAUUUUUGUUUCCAUGGGCAGCACCCCUGCAGGAGCGCUGCGUUGUUUUUAAGGAGUUAUUCAGAGAUCAUCUACUCGACAGGAGUAAUCUGCUGCAAAAAGUCAUGUCAAAGAUCUUCUAAAUGACAGGAGCGAUAUGAUGUUUUUAAGAAUGUGGUCAAAGAUCCUCUAUAAGAAAGGAGCACUUGGCUGUUUUUGAAGGACCUCCUGCAAAAAGUCAAUUCAAAGAUCCUCUACAUGACAUGUUUUGCCAUUUAUAAGGACUUACUGCAAAAAUGCUAGUAACAACAGGAGUAAUCAGGUGUUUUUAAUAAUGUCGUCAAAGAUCAUUUAGUCUAUGACAGAAGCAAUUUGCUGUUUUUAAGGACCGACCGCAAAAACAGUAAUCAAAGAUCCCAUAUAUACAACAGGAGGGCUUUGCUGUUGUUGAUAACCUGGGGCAAAAACACUCAUGACAGGAGUGCGCUGAUAUUAAGAAUGCCAUCAAAGAUUGUCUAUCUGACAGGAGCACUCUGCUGUUUUUAGGGACCUGCUUCAAAAAUGUCCUCUAUAUGACAGGAGUGCUUUGCUGUUUUUGAAGACUUAUAAUGAUAGGUCAAAGAUUGUCUGAAUGACAGGAGUGAGCUUUAGUUUUUAAGAAUGUAUCCAAAGAUCCUCUAUAUGACAGAAGCAAUUGGCUGUUUUUAAGGACCGACCGCAAAAACAGUAAUCAAAGAUCCAAUAUAUAUGGCAGGAGGGCUUUGCUGUUGUUGAUGACCUGGGGGCAAAAACACUCCUAAUGACGGGAGUGAGCUGAUAUUAAGAAUGCCAUCAAAGAUUGUCUAUAUGACAGGAGCAAAAUGCUUCAAAAAUGUUAGCUAACUAAAUGUCCUCUAUAUGACAGGAGUGCUUUGCUGUUUUUGAAGACUUAUAAUAAUAAGUCAAAGAUUGUCUGAAUGACAGGAAUGAGCUGGAGUUUUUAAGAAUGUAUCCAAAGAUCCUCUAUAUGACAGAAGAUCAAAGAUCCUGUAGAUAGAACUGGAUAUGACAGGAGCGCCUGGCUAUUUUUGAGGACUUACUGCUAAAACCCAAGUCAAAGAUCGUCUGUGUGACAGGAGGGCUUUGCUGUUUUUGAUGGCCCACUGGUCAAACAGCAGUCAAAGAUCUUCUAUACGACAGGAGGACAAGCACAGUGAGGCAUUGUCGUGCGUGUGUGGUCUCCACGUGUCGGUGGUGCUCGAUGCUCGCGGCUGGUAGAGCUAGCGAGUCUUGCUGGAAGAGGACGUUGCAGCCAUGAAUGAAAUCCAGCUGUGUUGCUCUUCUCCUGCCUCUUAUUUCUCCUCGUGUACGUUUGUGCUGCUGGCGAGUGAACUCGCCUCCAAACAAGACGGCCUUUGUGGUUUCUGGACAACAUCAAGCAUCACAUCAGCCCGUAGUCGUCUUGUUCCCGUUAGCAAGACUUGUUGGAUGCGUCCAACCUGGUAGGAGGGCUUUGGGCAAGAUGUACUGCUUAUGUACUAGCUCAUGGCGCUAAAUGUACAUUUUAGCACAACCUUCCCAGUGGGAUAUUUCCAACUUCCCAGAAGUCCCACUUAGGAUUUUUUUUUCCCGUUUCCAAAAAAAGGAGAAUGUUGGACGUUUGCGUAAUCCCUCCUGAUGGACGCCCAAGCAAACAAGCAGCACGCAAAGCACGCAUGACCUCCUUGGUGGAGGUAAUUAAUGGCAGAGCUCCUUACCUUCUGCCUCCAAUGCUUUUCAGAUGUUAGUCCAGCAACGGAGGGGCUGCUCCUGAUGGAAUAAAAACCAGUAAGAGGCUAGCUUGCUAGCAUGUGUUGUGAACUCAUCCAAAUACCAAAGACGUACUUCAAUGUUUUUAUAAACCCAACAACAUAUUUGUGCUUCUUUUUUUGUGCUACAGGCAAAAAGAGGUGAUGAUGCAACUCUCCACUCAUACAUGAACACUUCAUAACACUUUUGAAAACGGCCACAAGGUGGCGGAAGAGCUCGGCAGGGAUCAUCUGGAGGGAAGAAUCACAUGACAGGAAGGAGGGAGUGGUGCUGCAUGCACACUGUAGUUCACUUCCAAAUGUGAAAUAGUAAAUAGUGUUAUUUGUAAAUAAAUAAUUAUUUUCAUGUAAAACAACUCAAUUUUGAGUUGUUUGUGAUGGAUAGUCUUUUAGAUAUUUGAGCAAACAAUAUUUGUGUCCAGGUGAAAGGUACGGUAUGCUUGAAAAUUUCUAGUUGGGAGCUGAUAUUUUCCUGAAACUUACCUAUAUUCUACUGCUGAUGACUAAAGAACGGAAAAAUGUAGUAACAAACUUUUUUCCCCCGCAAAAAAGACAGGAGUCUAAUCUAAAAAGUCGAAUCUAGUCGAAAAAGCCAACAAGAAAACGGCCAGCAUGAAAUGAUUUAUUAUUUUUGAUUUAUUUUGAUUUUCUUGUAGUUGUUUACAUGUACAAGCACAAAAUACAUCAACCUAAGGCAAAUAUUUGCAUACAUUUGCUGUCUUUUA
Molecule: messenger RNA, 14150 nt
Organism: Doryrhamphus excisus (bluestripe pipefish)
Lineage: Eukaryota; Metazoa; Chordata; Actinopteri; Syngnathiformes; Syngnathidae
Source: RefSeq, a predicted model, not a curated record